This is a messenger RNA of Rotaria socialis, 474 nucleotides long. The record is from the annotation of a GenBank genome assembly. NCBI's taxonomy places the organism in Eukaryota, Metazoa, Rotifera, Eurotatoria, Philodinida, Philodinidae.
AUGAAUUUUGAAAACUCACCGUCACUUCCACAUGCUCAUCAACAAAUACGUUUAGGUGAUAUUCAAGCAUCAGCACAAAAGUGGACUCGAGCCAUUGAAUGUUAUUUACGUGCAAUUGAAUAUUUCAAAACAAUACAAAAAAGUCUAUACGAUACUAGUCUAAUAUCAAAUAUUCAAGCGCAAAUAAUACAAUGUGAAAAAGCAAUUGAUUUCUAUCAUUUGAAAGAUCGCUCCGAACAGGCAAUGAAAUCAGAACGUCAUUCAACCAUCACUCGUGCUCAUUCAAUAUGUAAUACAAAGCCAUCAACAACACUGAAUCGAAAAAUGCCACGGUAUCAUACACAACAAUUCGAUAAUACUGUUCUGUUAGGUGGUCGUGAUGAAAUGGACUCCUUUGCGGCACUUAUAUUUCCAAAUAGUAAUUCUGAAAGGUUAACAAAAACUCUAUCGCCAUUAAUGGCAAAGAACAAAUAG